Messenger RNA from Neoarius graeffei (lesser salmon catfish), 2129 nucleotides. RefSeq names its product BCL2 like 1 (gene bcl2l1). The record is from RefSeq and is a predicted model, not a curated record. Gene Ontology annotation, molecular function: protein homodimerization activity; protein heterodimerization activity. The transcript is spliced from 4 exons. Gene Ontology annotation, biological process: negative regulation of intrinsic apoptotic signaling pathway; extrinsic apoptotic signaling pathway in absence of ligand; intrinsic apoptotic signaling pathway in response to DNA damage. Lineage: Eukaryota; Metazoa; Chordata; Actinopteri; Siluriformes; Ariidae. Gene Ontology annotation, cellular component: mitochondrial outer membrane. Bases 992 to 1720 code for a protein of 242 amino acids.
AGUUCGCGUUGUAGUCGUAUCUGUGUGUUCUUUGACUUGUGAAUACCGAGCCGAUUCUGUACGCUAACGUCAGGGCUGCUAGCUAACGAGCUGAGUCGGCUGUGGUAGCCCAGGACUGACGUAGUUAGCUCGGCUAGGGCUGACCAGGAAAAGGACUAUUGGCUGAAAACCAAAUUAUUUGGGCCUGUUUCUGUUGUUAAUUGCUUUGUGUUUCUGUCGUUAUAUAGGACGCCUUAGGACCGUCGCUGUUUAUUUACAUAUUCUGUAGUAAAUAAACAGCCUGUCCUAGAGCGCGGAGUUGUUGUUGAAUCAGGUUCAAACAUUAUAGUUUGAACCGGAAUGUGUCCAAAUAACCCUCAUUUGGAGGUGGUACUAAGUUGCUGUAGCACUGUAGCUAAGCUAACUAGCUGUCUUGUAAUGCUCCUGAUAGCUAGGUUAAUUAUUUAGCCUAAUAAUUAUAAGACUUAAUUGUAGCGGUUAACGACCUACAUAAGACUGUGUAGUCAGUUUUCAUUAUGAAACUAUCAACAAGAACCUCUUUUUUAAAUAGCUUCCUAUAACGGCUCUCUCGUGUAUGUGUGUACAUAUGAUAUAUUUUUAUAUAUAUAUAUAUAUAUGGGUGCUGUACUAGACGGUUCCUAUAGUUACGGUAAUUGCGAUGUGGGCGGACCUGCUGCGUCGCGUGGGAACUGUGGGCGGGGCUCGAAGAUUCCUGUUCAUUCUGCUUUAUUUUCUGGCACUCUGAAGUAGAUUCUAGAACAUCUCUCUGUUCUAAAUUGGAACUUCUGCACUUGUACGACAAACCAGCCUUGAGGGUUAGUGCGUUCAGAGCUCGUGUGAAGAGCGAAGCAGCUUUCCGUGUUGCUUGGAAGAAAUCCUUUAUUCUAAGUGGAUAUUGAAACAUCCUGCUGGUUAAUUUCACUCUGGUCUAGAGACUGACAAGCAAGUGGGAUUGGUAUUCAGCAUCAGAAACGACAUAUUGCGCUUCAUUAUGUCUUACUACAACAGAGAACUGGUUGUGUACUACAUCAAGUACAAGCUUUCCCAGAGAAACUACCCUUGCAACCACAUUGGGCUCACAGAAGAUGCAAAUGGGACUGAAGGAGGUCAGGUGGAGGAAGAGAAUGCAGAGGCAGCGGCGGAAAUGGAGACGCCAACAGCAGUUGUUAAUGGUGCUGUAAAUGGGACCGGUUCAGCAGGGACUCCGCCACGAUCACCAACUUUAUCCCCUCAGAGGCAGGUGAAUGGUGCUGCAAGUCUGGAGGCAGUAAAGGAAGCGCUGCGUGACUCUGCGAACGAGUUUGAGCUGCGCUAUGCGCGUGCUUUUAGCGACCUGUCGUCACAAUUGCAUAUCACUCCAGUCACGGUGUACCAGAGCUUUGAGAGUGUGAUGGAUGAGGUGUUCCGUGAUGGCGUCAACUGGGGCCGUAUCGUGGGCUUGUUCGUCUUUGGAGGUGCACUCUGUGUCGAGUGUGUGGAAAAGGAGAUGAGUCCGCUGGUGGCACGUAUCGCGGAAUGGAUGACCGUCUACCUGGACAACCACAUCCAGCCUUGGAUCCAAGAGCAAGGAGGAUGGGAGCAUUUUGCAGAGAUCUAUGGGAACGAUGCAGCAGCAGAGAGCAGAAGGUCCCGGGAAAGAUUCAAGAUGUGGAUUCUGGCAGGGAUGGCAGUCUUCAUGGGGGCUGUGGUGGGGUCCUUUAUUGCUCAGAAACGCCUGUAAAGAUUACUGAAGACACAGCAUCAGCCUCCACCCAGUAUCCACCUCAAAUAUACAUGAAGGAACUUUUUUAAAUCGUUUUUUUGGGGGGGUUUGUUUGUACUUUUUCUUUGCCAAGAAUUCAUGUUUACACCCUCCUUUCACGGUGGACUGUGUGAGUGGCCCAAGCACAGCUAUAAACUUCAUACACCCAGUCCCAGCCUGGUGAAAGGAGACUUGUUGCUACUUGGCCCAAAACAGUGAUGUUGCUCAAUAUCCUAAGAUUUGUUGCUUGAGUCAUCCUUUUUUUUUGCUUUUUUUUUUUUUUUUGUUUGUGUUUUGGAUCACUUGUUAAACUGUCCAAAUGGAUCACUCAUUUCUUUGUGAAAAUAACUUACUGAUUUAGUCUUUUUAAAUAAACAUUUUUAUCUGA